AUGGCAACUGCUUUACAAACGGCAACCUGCUUUAGCUCAAAACCAAUAAUUGUGUACUAUUUGCAACAAACUUAUAAAACAUUUCAAGGUCUUAUAUGGCAUGAAAAUUCAGCUCAUCGAAUUUACAAUCAACCUCCUGCUUAUUUAAUUUCUUUACCUUCACAGCAUAUUGAACAGUUUAAAAGGCUACUA
Messenger RNA from Dentiscutata heterogama, 192 nucleotides. The record is from the annotation of a GenBank genome assembly. Lineage: Eukaryota; Fungi; Glomeromycota; Glomeromycetes; Diversisporales; Gigasporaceae.